Molecule: messenger RNA, 987 nt
Organism: Trypanosoma grayi
Lineage: Eukaryota; Euglenozoa; Kinetoplastea; Trypanosomatida; Trypanosomatidae
Product: putative mevalonate kinase
Exons: 1
Coding region: 1-987 (328 amino acids)
Biological process (GO): isoprenoid biosynthetic process
Cellular component (GO): cytoplasm
Molecular function (GO): mevalonate kinase activity; ATP binding
Source: RefSeq, a predicted model, not a curated record
AUGCGCCGUGCUGUCAAGAAAAAUACGGAGCAGCAGCACAUCGGCUAUGGCAAAGUGAUUCUCUUCGGUGAGCAUUUCGUGGUGUACGGCGCGGAGGCGCUUGUCGCUGGCAUCACGGAGUACACCGCGUGCCGGCUGGAGCUGCUGUGCGGGCAGCCGGGGUUCACCGUCGUGGACCGCCGGCCUGCUGUGCCGGGCUACAUCACGGCGAAGGCGGAGGAGCAGCGGCACGCCCACGCAUUGGUGCUGCGGCACCUGAAGAUUGACACGUCUGUUGAUGGACUUCGCAUCCACCUGGGCGGGCCGCUUGUGCCGAGCAGCGGCAUCGGCGCGUCGGCCAGCGAUGUCGUGUCGUUAUCGCGAGCGCUCAGUGAGAUGUACGGUCUGCGCCUGAGCGAGGAGGAGGUGAACCGCAGCGCGUACGUGGGCGAGGCCGGCUAUCACGGCACACCGAGUGGCGUCGACAACACCGCCGCCACGUUUGGUGGCCUCAUCUCAUACCGCCGCGAAGGCAGAAAACCUAUUUUCAGCCGUGUGCCCGUUACCGCGCCGCUCUUUCUUGUUGUCUGCAGCACUGGCAUCACGGCGAGCACGACGAAGGUUGUGGGUGAGGUGAGGCAGCUUAAGAUGGCAAAACCGGAGUGGUUCGCUGACCUGCUGGAGCGCUACAACAGGUGUGUGCGCGAAGCCAAGUUGGCCGUUGAAUGUGGUGAUAUGAAGCGCGUUGGAGAGCUGCUGAACGAGAAUCACACGCUCUGCCAGCAGCUGACCGUGUCGUGCCCGGAGCUGGACACCAUUGUGACGUUCUGCCGUGAGAAUGGCGCGCUCGGCGCAAAGAUGUCUGGUACAGGGCGCGGCGGUCUUGCGAUUGCGCUCGCUGCUGACGAGGCACAACGCGAUCGCAUUGCCGACGCACUGACGCGGCGCUGCCCAGCGGCUAAGUUUGUUUGGAAGUACAGUGUGCUACCACGAGCUGCGAAGUUGUAG